This is a messenger RNA of Staurois parvus, 344 nucleotides long. The record is from the annotation of a GenBank genome assembly. Lineage: Eukaryota; Metazoa; Chordata; Amphibia; Anura; Ranidae.
CAGUGGAUCACCGAUCAUGGAAAGAGCCGAAGAUGUCGGCUCGGUCAUGUGAUCAGCUGUGUCCAAUCACAGCUGAUCACAUGGCACUGAUGAUCAGUGUGGCCCCAGAAGUGCCACCUGUCAGUGUCCAUCAGUGCCAGCAGUCAGUACUCAUCAGUGCCUCGUGCCAGUGCCACAUCAGUGCCUACCAGUGCACAUCAAUGCCACAUAUCAGUGCCCAUCUGAGCUGCCUUUCAGUGUCACCCAUCAGUGCCACCUAUCAGUGCCAUGUAUCAGUGCUGCCUUUCAGUGCCCAUCAGUGAUGCCUGUCAAUGCUCAUCAGUGCCACCUAUCAGUGCCCAUCA